AUGUCUGAACGAGCCAACGUUGGUGACCGCGUGAAGGAAUUUUUUCAGUCUUUCGGCAAAAAGAAACAGCAGAUGUCAGACGAGACUUCCAACUUCCGUGCCGACGAACUCCUUCGUUCGAAAAUGUCAACAGACGAUGCGUCACUGCUACCGAUGGUGUCACAGCCACGCCAGGUGCCACAGGAGCACGAAAGUCCAGGGCCCACUUUACAGACCAACCAACCACAAUUGUCAUCUCAAAUUCGACCACCCACUUUCUCUCCUCUAGUCAAUUUAAAGCACAUGACGCCAUUUGAGCACAAUGAGAGGCCACAGUUCCGGGUUAGACAGUCGUCUGCGCCGCCACCACGACGUCAGGAAAGAGAGUCCAGUUCUUCUCCCUCUCCGUCGCCAGUUAUUCAGAGUGCUCGACAGGAGAACAUCGAGAAACCUCGACCAUUACGCGUGUCACAGCUAUUCCAGCAACCACCGGCCUAUAGUUGGGAUGGAUGGGAGCAGCCGGCAUUCGUGCAGGUGCCUGUGAAGUACGACGGUCGACCCAGGUUAGCCAUGCCGCAAAUACCAUCAAAGAAUGGACGAAGUGCCACCCCAGAUGGUGUUUUGCUAGAAAAUGGAAGAAAACCGAGUUAUGCAGGAAUCCAGUCUCGACAAGGUGCCCAACCCUCUGCAAAUAUUGGUGAGGAAAGCUACUACGUCCCUCCACUACCGCCUCCCUUGCUUUACUACGAUCCCUAUUCUGGACAGUACGUGGCAGCACCAACAAUACCAUCAGGAUAUGAUAUCGUCGGACGACACGCACACACCCUCAACAGACGUCACCGGCGCAAAAGCCAUCAUCACCACAAGCGAUCGUGCACACCCCACAUGGACAUCGCCAACUACUCGACCUACAAUCCAACCAAGCCAUUUAGCACAUCUGUUCCUCCAAGUGAAGCGAGCUUUGACUACAGAUCGACUUUGCAGACACAACCCCAAGCUACACCUGAAAUGCAACAACAGAAGGUACCUGCCGUCAUGAGCCAAAACGACCGAUUUGAGGAUGAAAUACGCGUUACCCAAAAAAAGCGUCUCAUUUCCAGCGGAACGACAGACACACCAUCGCACCGCGUCGAAACAUUGAACUCCAAAAGGAAUAGUGUCUUGACACCCAUUACUCCUGUUAGUAUUCCACAGACUAUGUUCUCAAACCAAAAUCCAAAUCGGUUGUCUGCGGAAAUCUUGUCACCGAUAACGGAUGGUAAUAAAAAUCAAACGCGUUAUACCAGCGACGUAGUGCGCUCCAUGAAUCGAAUGAUCUUCAAGAUGGGUAGGAAGGAGUCAGCCGAGGGAAUGCUUUCACCAAAGGACAGCUACCAAGAAUCUCUGAACAUUACAACUCGUUCACCCCAAGCCCCGAAGGUGUCUUCGAAUGGGGAAGUACAGGGUGCACGGAAACUGUCCGUGAUGGAAUUGGUGAAAAAAUACUCUCAGAUGGGUGAGUCGGGCAGUUCAACAGGGUCCACUGGAAGACGUCAUCAACUCCAAGAGUGCAAACUACCCUCAAGAGUCCCUGCAGACUUCUCAGAUCCAGACGACACUGCCGAAAUCUUGGGAGAUGUUAGCUACACUGACGAUAUCGAUGAAACAUUUAGAAAGUGA
Messenger RNA from Mesocestoides corti, 1638 nucleotides. NCBI's taxonomy places the organism in Eukaryota, Metazoa, Platyhelminthes, Cestoda, Cyclophyllidea, Mesocestoididae. The record is from the annotation of a GenBank genome assembly.